AUGGACGCCCUAUCAGAAGCAACUGGCAUCUUUGCAUUAAACCUUUUGAAAAAGCUAGGGGAAAACAACUCAAACAACAUAUUUUUUUCACCCAUGAGCAUGUCAUCAGCCUUGGCCAUGGUUUUCAUGGGAGCAAAGGGAAACACUGCAGCCCAGAUGUCUCAGGCACUUUCUUUUAGUAAAAUUGGAGGUGAAGAUGGAGAUAUUCACGAAGGUUUUCAGUCACUUCUCACUGAAAUUAAUAGAACUGGCACUCACUACUUGCUUAGAACUGCUAACCAGCUCUUUGGAGAAAAGUCUUAUGAUUUCCUCUCGUGUUUUACAGAUUCUUGCAGCAAAUUCUACCAAGCAAAAAUAGAAAACCUUGACUUUGUUAAUGAUGCAGAGACUUGCAGAAGACACAUAAAUGCCUGGGUUGCUGAAAAGACUGAAGGUAAAAUUACAGAGGUGCUGCCUCGAGGUUCAGUUGAUUCUUUGACUAAGCUGAUUCUCGUGAAUGCCAUCUACUUCAAAGGAAACUGGGAUCAUUCAUUUGAGAAAUACAAAACUAGGGAAAUGCCUUUUAAAAUCAGCAAGAACAAAGGAAAACCUGUGCAAAUGAUGUCUCAAAAAUCUACUUUUAAAAUUACCUAUGCAAAAGAAAUAUUCACUGAAAUUCUGGUCCUUCCCUACGUUGGAAAGGAGCUGAAUAUGAUCAUCAUGCUUCCAGAUGAAAACACUGAUUUGGAAACGGUGGAGAAAGAACUUUCUUAUGAGAGAUUCAUAGAAUGGACAAAGCCAGACAAGAUGCAUGAACGAGAGAUGGAAGUUUUCCUUCCUAGAUUUAAACUAGAGGAAACUUACAACAUGGAGGACGUCCUUCGCAGUAUGGGCGUGGUCGAUGCCUUUGAACAGGACAGGGCAGACUUCUCAGGAAUGUCAUCUAAGAAGGAUCUGUACUUGUCCAAGGUCAUGCACAAGUCCUAUGUGGAGGUCAGUGAGGAAGGUACAGAAGCAGCAGCUGCUGCUGCCUGCAGGAUAGUUCUCCAGAGCUUACAAAUCAUCCCCACAUUCCGUGCAGACCAUCCCUUCCUUUUCUUUAUCCAGCACAGCAAAACCAAUGGUAUUCUCUUCUGUGGCCGGUUUUUCUCUCCAUAA
Mandrillus leucophaeus (drill) is the source of this 1137-nucleotide messenger RNA. Its product is annotated as serpin B6-like. Lineage: Eukaryota; Metazoa; Chordata; Mammalia; Primates; Cercopithecidae. Gene Ontology annotation, biological process: negative regulation of endopeptidase activity. The record is from RefSeq and is a predicted model, not a curated record. Gene Ontology annotation, cellular component: cytoplasm. The transcript has 6 exons. The coding region runs from base 1 to 1137 and encodes 378 amino acids. Gene Ontology annotation, molecular function: serine-type endopeptidase inhibitor activity.